This is a messenger RNA of Phragmites australis (common reed), 1606 nucleotides long. Its product is annotated as peroxisomal nicotinamide adenine dinucleotide carrier-like. The record is from RefSeq and is a predicted model, not a curated record. Gene Ontology annotation, biological process: nucleotide transport; transmembrane transport. The coding region runs from base 313 to 1401 and encodes 362 amino acids. Lineage: Eukaryota; Viridiplantae; Streptophyta; Magnoliopsida; Poales; Poaceae. The transcript has 12 exons.
ACCCCUGAUCCCGCGAAGGAAAGUGAAACGUGAAAAAUCGCGGAACACAUCUCGUCCUCCGCCGCUAGGCACUACACCACAAGCAGCCCGCCUCCCUCCCGGCCGGCUCGUCGGCUCCCAAUUCGACCCCUCCUCUCCUUCCCUCGCUCCCAAUUCGCUCGCGCCUCCAAACCUGACGCGCUGCGGUCCACCUCCUCACUUCGCGCACCGGAGCCCCGCGUCGGCGCCGUGCCUCUCUAGCACCCGCGGCGUCUUGGCGCGCGCCUCCGCCGACUGGCCCGUCUCCAUCGCAGCAACUAGCAAGGUGGGAGCAUGUCGAGCGCGGUGGUGAACGGCCUGGCCGGCGCUGGCGGCGGCAUCAUCGCCCAGAUCAUCACCUACCCCCUGCAAACCGUGAACACCCGGCAGCAGACGGAGAGGUCAGCGAAGAAAAGGAAGGCCGGGAGCGGCGCUACGAACACCUCCACACUCUUCCAAUUGCUCCAGCUGAUCCAAACGGAAGGGUGGGGUGGGUUGUACAGCGGCCUCAAGCCCUCUCUCGCUGGCACUGCUGCGUCGCAGGGAAUCUAUUACUACUUCUACCAGCUUCUCAAGAACAAAAUAGAAGACGUAGCAGUUGCUCGUGGUAAGAAGGGCCUUGGGGAUGGUACUGUAGGGAUGCUCUCCUGGCUUGGUAUUGCAGCUGUUGCUGGGUCAAUCAAUGUCCUUCUUACCAAUCCAAUAUGGGUUCUCGUGACACGUAUGCAGACACACACACAAGCAGAAAGGAAGAUCUUAGAGUCUAAGAGGGAGCUUUUGCUGAGAGAAGUAUCUAGGGGCAACUCAUUGGAGGUUUCAAUUCUGAAGGAUAGGUUGGCUAAACUGGAGUCUGAAAAACCUCGUCCAUAUGGUACAUUUCAAGCGAUCCGGGAGGUCUAUCAUGAAUCAGGCAUAAGAGGAUUUUGGAAAGGACUUGUUCCAACAUUAAUCAUGGUAUGCAAUCCAUCAAUUCAGUUUAUGAUAUAUGAAACAUUGGCAAAGCGUCUCCAGUCCAAGCGUUCUGGAAAUCAACUACCUAAAAACAACCUCGCUGCUAUGGAGGUAUUCUUAUUGGGCGCAAUAGCAAAACUGGGAGCUACUGUUGUCACUUAUCCAUUGCUAGUCGUCAAGUCUAGGUUGCAAGCAAAACAAGAAAUUGGCAGGAAUGUGAUGUCCAGAUACACAGGUACAAUAGAUGCGAUACUAAAGAUGGUCCGCUACGAAGGAUUGCAUGGAUUUUACAAAGGAAUGGGCACAAAGAUUGUACAGAGUGUAUUUGCCGCCUCGGUUCUCUUUAUGGUAAAAGAGGAGUUGGUUAAGUUAGCAGUGAUUUUAGUUGCCAGGAGUAGGACUAUGCUUAUUACUACGUCCAAGAAACCAUAAGGUGGCCUCUUUUCCCCUCCAUAUAUCUGUAGUCCAAGACUUUUAAGUCCUGCCAGGACAAAUGCCAGGCCGUCUUUUGCCCUGUAAGGCUGUGACCUCGUUCCGCCUUGUAGAGAGGCGGCUAGCCCUCGAUCUGAGACUGCAAAAUAAACCUUGAGUCUGUUCGCUCAUCAUUGCUAUCAAUACCAAUAGUCUGAUUAGUUUC